AUGUCUGAUUCAGAGGAAGAUUUGGGUAUAGAGUUAAAAGGACUCAAGAUAUCCAAAUAUUUAAAGAAAGAUACAGAAACAAAUCGAUCACAACAAUCAAAUGAAGAAAAACACAAUGAUGAAGGUCUUGGCUCUACUCCCUUGCAAGAAACGUUAAUUGAGGAACAUAGUGAUACAAAUGAAGCAGAAGAUCAUAGUAAUUCUGAAUCCUCAUCUCUAAGUGAUAACAAUGGAAAUCUGACAAUAGAUUCGUUACCAAUGUCAUAUAGGAAUAUGAACUUAGAGGAGGGCCAAAAAGACGUAAUAGAAAACUCAUCAUUAAACCAAUCUUUAUCACCAUCUUUUCAACCUAUACGAUCGAGUGAAACCCCUUCGAUAUCAUCAAGGAACGAACCACAUCAGCAAAAACAAGAACAAGACAUAUCUCCAAACGAUGCUAUACCGAAAGCCAAAAAUGAUCAUGAAGAUACACAUUCUCUCUCCUCGGAUGAUACUGAUGAUGAUAGUGAGUGGCAAACAAUGCCAGCAGUAGCAUCAUAUAACGUAUACAACAAGAACGGUGAACUAGAAUUGAAACCUUACGAUAGUAAUGAAGAAACAUUUGACAUUGAACAAAUCCAGAAAACUGGUAAAUAUAAUAAUAAAAAUAAACAAACAUUCGAUUAUACCAAAGUUGCAGAAGAGACUCAAGCACAAAGAUCAUAUUUAUCUAAUAAAAAGACUGAUUUCCUAUUCGAACAUAAAAAGUUGAAAAAAGCUUUACAAUCGAAAAAUAAAUCCACAGAAUCACAAUUGACUAAUUAUUCAUCUUCAAAUUCAAAGCUCAACUCUGAAAUAACUCUUAACAACCCUGAAGAAAUAGAAGAAGAAGAAGAAGAAGAUAGCGAGUUUGAUGAGUUUGAAGAUGACGUGGAGGCACAAGAUGAUUUGAAUCCCACUUCACAACUAAGCGUCACCAAGGAUUUAUUAUCAGAUAUGGAAAAAUUCGCUUACUUAGGUGCAGUCAACGUACUUGUCAAUCAAAUGUGUACUGAUCUUGCAACAGUUUGUCUUUGUGUGGAUAUCAAAUCUCAUAAGAAAUUGGCAAGUAGAUUACAUUUUACUCAAAAGGAUAUGGCCGCAUGGAAAACUGUCAUAUUAUCAAGAUUAUAUGAACAUUUAGCUGUAUCUCAAAAGGAAAUUGAGAUGAUUGAAAAGUUAUCAUUGCAUAAGAUUCAAUUAGAAGAUCUUUGUAAGUGUUUGAAGACUACUCAAAAUGUGGAAAAUCCCUGGGAGAAGGACAACAAGAAAAAAUCAUCCCUCGAUAACUCACAAGAAAAAGGCGAAAAGAAUAAAUCAUCCCUCGAUAAUUCACAAGAAACAGAUGCCAAUUCUGAAAAGAUGCGACAUUCUAACGAAGAGGAAGGCACGAUAGAAACGAAAACCGAAACGAAGGAAUCAACCUCUAUGGUCCCACAGAAAGUAAUAAAACCAGAAAAUAUUAAUGAUCAAAAUCGACUGAAUAUAGACAUAGCAUGGACAAUCAUUUGUGAUUUAUUCUUAGUAUUUUUACAAAAUUAUACAUAUGAUGCUCGUUCUCGUACUUUAUUAAUAAAAUUCGCUAAAGCGCUAAAUAUUACUAAAUUGGAAAUUUGUGAAUUUGAAAAACGUAUCACUGAUUCCUUAGAUAUGGAGCAAUCCACUGAAGAUCAAGAAUGGAAUGAAACUGAUCAUAUGAAAAGUAGACGUAAGAGGAAAAGGCGGAAGAAAAUGGCAUAUGUUGGGUUAGCUAUGGUAGGUGGCUCUUUGGUAUUAGGAUUAAGUGGUGGUCUUUUGGCUCCUGUCAUUGGUGCAGGUAUUGCUGCUGGGUUAUCUACCAUUGGUAUAGGUGGUGCCACGGGGUUCCUUACGGGAGUAGGUGGUACCACCGUAGUAGCAUUAUCAAGCACAGCUAUCGGUGCUAAUAUUGGUGCAAGAGGUAUGUCAAAGAGAAUGGGGAGUGUCAGAACAUUUGAAUUUAGACCUCUUCAUAAUAAUCGUAGAGUUAAUUUGAUUUUAAGUGUUUCUGGUUGGAUUAUAGGUAAUGAGGAUGAUGUCAGAUUACCAUUCUCAACUGUUGAUCCUCUUGAAGGUGAUUUAUAUUCUUUAUAUUGGGAACCUGAAAUGUUAAAAUCCACAGGUCAAACGAUCAAUAUUGUCGCAAGUGAAGUAUUUACUCAAACCAUUCAACAAGUCCUGGGAGCUACUAUCUUAACAGGUCUUAUGUCUGCUAUUCAAUGGCCGAUGGCUCUUUCUAAAUUAGGUUAUAUAUUGGAUAAUCCAUGGAAUGUAUCAUUAGAUAGAGCAUGGGCUGCAGGGCUUAUCCUAGCAGAUACUUUGAUGUCAAGGAAUUUAGGUGAACGUCCCAUUACGUUAGUAGGGUUUUCCCUGGGGGCAAGAGUCAUCUUUUCAUGUUUAAUUGAACUUUCUAAAAGAAAGGCAUCUGGAUUGGUUGAGAAUGUUUUCAUAUUUGGUACUCCUAUUGUUAGGAAAAGAGAACAUUUAGUUAUGGCCCGUUCCAUCGUCAGUGGAAGAUUCGUUAAUGGUUACUCAGACAAAGAUUGGGUCCUCGCUUAUUUAUUCCGUGCAACUGGAGGUGGAUUCAAAGCAGUCAUGGGUAUUUCUCCCAUUGAAGAUAUUAACGAAAUUGAAAACUUCAAUUGUACAGAAUUUGUAGAUGGUCAUAUGGCAUACCGUAAAAAUAUGCCAAAACUAUUAAGAGAAAUGGGUAUUGCUGUUCUUGAUGAUACUUUUGUGGAAAUUGAAGAAAUUAUGGAUCCCAAUGAAUAUAAAAGGAAAAGGAAAUUAGUGCACGAUGUUGAUGCAGCCCAGAAAAAAUUAUCUGAAAGGAAAAAGCACAACAGUUGGAUGCCCAAAUGGCUGAAACCGAAAAAAUCCAAAUGGCAAGUAAUGGUGGAAGAAGCUGUUGAAGAAGGUAGAGAAGGAGCUCUUGAAGGAGAAGACGAUGGUUCAUCUACUGACGAAAAAAAUCAAAACAAAGAGGAAGGAUAA
Messenger RNA from Naumovozyma dairenensis CBS 421, 3030 nucleotides. It is a transcript of the gene MIL1, whose product is annotated as Mil1p. The record is from RefSeq and is a predicted model, not a curated record. The coding region runs from base 1 to 3030 and encodes 1009 amino acids. The transcript has a single exon. NCBI's taxonomy places the organism in Eukaryota, Fungi, Ascomycota, Saccharomycetes, Saccharomycetales, Saccharomycetaceae.